This is a messenger RNA of Folsomia candida, 1749 nucleotides long. RefSeq lists its product as uncharacterized. The record is from RefSeq and is a predicted model, not a curated record. The transcript has 3 exons. Bases 263 to 1615 code for a protein of 450 amino acids. Lineage: Eukaryota; Metazoa; Arthropoda; Collembola; Entomobryomorpha; Isotomidae.
CGUUACUACACCGUAUUACUUAGCAGUACCACUUUGAUAGAGUCAAUACCGCUUGGUGAUACUGGAUAUCCAAAAGUGUACUAACAUGAGAAAUUUGAAUUUAGGGCUAAUAAUUGUUUGUGCUAUCAUAUCCAAACUUGUCACCAAAUUAUAUAAAUUUUAAAUUUCCAUACAGUCAUAUUUAUAUUCGAACAAGAAUACGAAAUCCGAGAAUGCAAUUCAUGAUAUUUGAGAUCUUUUAAUACCGGAUUUCUAAGAGUGAAUGGUCAUUAUUGGAUCAAAAAUAGAACCAUUUAAUUGGCCAUUUAACUCCCGGACUAUUUCCAAUUUACAUAAAGAAAUCACACCUUUCUCUAGACUUAAACAUACGUCAAGCGUCAUUCCAACCCUGACCAUGGAGGACUUUUACGGAAAACCGGUUACACCCCCGGAACAAAACCAGGCUCAAAAAGUGAGCAAUUUACCACUUAAAAUAUACAACUCGCUCCCCUGGAUGGGGGUUUCCCUCACAAAAUUAAGUCCUAUCCGUAACGGUGCGGAUUUUAAAUUAGAACGCAUCUCAACCUUCCCCUUAGCAAUUUUUGUGUUUUUCCAAGCCAUCUUUUGGAUUAAGACGAUCCAUCUUUUUGGCCUUCUGGUGGGCGUUUCGGGCAUUGACAUUUCGGAAUUUUACGAUAAAAUAGCCGUCCUCACCUGGUUUUUGAUCUUGACCGGGUGUGCCGUCGGGUAUUGGGGGUUGGUGGGAAGAUACCCCUUUUACGAAGUGCUCAAAGAAGGUUUUCGUGCAGAGGAUCGAAUCUUCUGUCAAUUACAGGAUGGGGAUGGGAUCGAUUUUCAGAAGAAAGUUACCACCGCCGGAAAAUGGGUGUUGGCGAGACAAAUCGAAAUCAUCAUCGUCUGCCUAAUCUCCAUCACGAUUCAGUUCUUCUCCUUCCCCAAGUACAUUACGAACAUUUACGUGCUGCUUCCCUGGGAAAAUGAUGCAUUGUUCUGGACCAUGUACGCGUUCGAGAUCAGCUGCAUGUUCCUCAUCGUGAUUUUGUGGGACUGCGCGUUGGCGGGGGUUCCACUGUCCUGCAUUUAUUUGGAGGAGACCCUUCGCCUAAUGGGCGACAGGAUGGCGGCAAGUUUAAAAAGUUUUGGGUACGAUUCAACCUACGCGCCGAACUUCGCGGUCGGACAUUAUCGCGAAUUAAUCCUCUACGCGGACGGACUUAAUGACUUUCAAAGCUUCAAACUCAUCUUCAUUCAUGGGCUGCUGUUCGGACAACAGACGGCGGAAGCGUUCACGGCGUUUCGGAUGUUACGAACACCGGGCAUCGCCUUAUCGGAUUUUGCAUUUUUGUUGGCAGAUAUGUGGACCGCGAUUCGCCAAUUGUUCCUCAACUUUAAAGGAAUCUCGUUCGUUGGGGUGGCAUCGGAAGAAUUUUUGCACAUGUUAAGAUUACGCAUUAAUCAACUACUUCCUUCAGAAAGGCGGUAUUAUUCCAGGGUUUUGAGAAGCUUGCGACCCAUUUAUAUUCGACAGGGUCCAAAUCGUUGCCAUCGGGAUUUACUCGGAUGUGCGUGGAUGAUAAUGAUGAACUAUUACGUCACGGCGGCUUUGUGGCCGUAAUACAUAAGCAGAUGUGUAUUAAAUACAUGCAUUAGUUUUCUACAUACAAUUAAUAUGUUAAAUUGUUACUAAAUUCAUAAAGCCGGCUGACUACCGUCGGAUAAUAAUAACAAUCAUUUAAAAUUUGAAGUAUA